Culex pipiens pallens (northern house mosquito) is the source of this 1086-nucleotide messenger RNA. RefSeq names its product osteopetrosis-associated transmembrane protein 1. The transcript has 2 exons. NCBI's taxonomy places the organism in Eukaryota, Metazoa, Arthropoda, Insecta, Diptera, Culicidae. Gene Ontology annotation, cellular component: cytosol. The record is from RefSeq and is a predicted model, not a curated record. The coding region runs from base 194 to 976 and encodes 260 amino acids.
UCCUCCCAGUCCUCUUCGCCAACUCGUUUCGUAACAAAGAGCCUUAUCUGGUGGCAAACUGCACUGACCGUACAGAUUACAGCUGAACUAAGUGAAUCACACCCUAUACUAGCAUGUCGUUACUACAGUCACUUGCUCAAUGUAGUACAAACGCCACAAAGGGCAUGAGUUGAUAUCUCGUUUCCUGUCCAGAAUGAUACGAUUGGCCUGGAAAAUUUCCGUUCUCUAUGCUGCGUUUCUGGUUCCGUUUGUGGCCGCCGAUGAUCUACCCCCCUACAACUGCGACGCAGUGUUCAAGUUCGAAGGUCAGUUCGAGAAGAUCGUCGCGCUGAUCCCGUACCACGUCUACCCGAUCUACACGCUCUGCACCAAUGUCCAGUUCGCGAAGGAGUACCAGGCGGCGAUGGCGCUGUACGAGCAGGCCGCCAGCGAUCCCGUGUGCGCUCGGAUGAACUUUAAGCGCAGCCAGGUUAACCUGAUCGACAUGAUGCACGACCAGCUGGUGUCGCUGUGGAGUACCGCAAACUGCCAGGACUGUCUGGAUCGGGCGAAUGAGACGCGGGAGUUUUUGGCGCACUUUGACGAGCUGGACAAGUGUCUGACGAAGCACCUGCUUUCGCCGUGUGAUCCGUGCGCGGAGAGUUACGGCUCGAUCCAGGGUCAGUACGAGGAGUUGGUUAGGGGGCAUAAAGAUACGAUUUGUGUCGAUGUUGAGGAUCGGAUGAACCAGACGCGGCACAGGUGGAGUGCGGAGUUCAACUGCUGCCGGAACAGGCAGCACUCGACGACGACGUUCGUCGUGAUUGCUUCGGUGUUUUGUAGCCUUCCGGUGGUUUUCUACGUGGUGAUGUACGGGGUAAUGCGGGCGAAGGAGGCUAGGGAGAGGAGCAGGGAGCCGUUGUUGGAUGAUUCCAGUCGAGAUGUGCCAGCUGGUUCUGGUUCGGGAAGCGGUGCUGAAUUGGUUGCGGGUAGUUGAUGGGCUAGGAUCGAGAAUAAAUGGCAAUUCUCGAAAUUUAGAGUUCUAAACUGUAUUAAACCAAAAAGUCAUCCAAAAUAAAGAUACCCGCACUGAUUUUCUUUUUUAAA